AGGCAGGCCUGGGCGAGCUCGGCGCGCUCGACAGUUCCACCGAGGCGCUCCUCAGGCGGCACCGGGGCCGGCUGGCUCUGGAGCGGGCCGCCGGACAGGCGGCGCCGCAGGCGGGCGCCGCCGACCCCUGGGCCGCGGCGCCGGGGGCCGAGGAGGAGCGGGGCCUCCUGGCGCGCGCGGCGCAGGAGGAGGACGACGCGCAGGCCGUGCGCGAGGUGGCCUGGGGCCCCGCCGUGGAGGGCCAGCAGCCAGCGCCGAGGGAACCGCCUGCCGACGCCGCCUCCAGACCAGCGGAGGACGCCGGGCGCGAGCAGGAGGAGCGGGACGAAGACCCCGACCUGUGGUCGCUGUGGAACGUUGGCGCGCCCGGGCCCCGCUCCGGGGGCGUCGGAGCCGAGGGCGCGGCGGAGUCCCCUGGCAUGGGCGCCGACGCCGGCUCCGCGACGCCGCCGAGCAGGCUGCGCGAGUACCUCGCGAGGCCCGCCCGCCUGGGCCGCCGCGCCGUGGACGUGUCCCCGGCGGCGCGGCGGCCGCAGCGUGUCAAGGAUCAUGUGCACCGGAUAGUUGAUUGCCCUUCUUUCACUGGCCAGGACCACCAGUGGCAGGAAGCGGGACAGGAUGCUCCCACCUCUGGGCCGAAGGGGUACGUGCAGUAUUUGGACCCCCUUCCUUGGAUCGACCCCACCAGUAUUCGACAGGCGCUCCGCUCAGAGUCCGCAGUCUCCAAUUCGCAGGUCACUUGCAGUGUUCUCUGGGGGUUAGCCAACUUCUUCAAGACCAUAUGCCUAACCAAGCUCAGAGAUCGCUGCAAACUCCUGGGCUUCCCAGCGCAGAUCGCCAUGGUGUUCCUGAGUAUGGACCGGGGCACGAAGGGCGCAGCGCACGCCGCCGGGCGCCCCACGUGCGCGGAGCUCCGCCUCCAGCAGGAGCAACGGGAGGCCGGGGACUGCGGGGAGGUGUCGGCGGGCAAAGAUGUCGCACGCCACGACCAACGGGCGGAAGCAGACGUGAUCAGCGCGACGGGAGCGCAGAUGGGGUUUUGUUGGGCACCGCGGGACUUCGACGAUUGGUACAACCCUGCGGUGGCGGCGUGGCUGGCAGAAGAUGGGAAUGGCGAACGGCAGGCGGCAACUCCAGACUACAAGUACCAGCGCAAGGGAGGACGCGGGGAGGACACGGACCUGGUGGAGGCGGUGAUGUCCCUGCGGACGGAAGCGGAGGGCGAGGUGCCACCCGUCGGCAUCCUGCGGAGGGCCGUGGCGGAGGCGCGCGAGGGCGCCGGCGGCAGCAGGAGCGACGGGCCAGCACCCCCAAGGGCGAGCCGACCAGGGCGAGGGGAGAGGCAGCCGCACGGGCUGCAGAAUCCGGCUGGCCGCAUCCUGUUCGUCACCGAGCGCCUCCCGCUGCUCUCGGGGCGGCGGGCUGGCAGGCAGGAGCGGCCGCGCGCUGGCGCUAACGCUGACCUGUGGCAGCGUGUCGCCCGCGUUGCUGGCGAUGUCGAGGCGGAGGCGUAG
Prorocentrum cordatum is the source of this 1514-nucleotide messenger RNA. Lineage: Eukaryota; Dinophyceae; Prorocentrales; Prorocentraceae. The record is from the annotation of a GenBank genome assembly.